GAUGCUUCGCGACGGGCUCGUUUUCUCUCCUCGUGCAAGCUGCUCGCGCUUAUCAUGGACUUUCUCAAGAUUAGAUAAGUGUAUGAUUAUGUUGACAAAAUUCAUGGAUAAUGCUGUCGGGAGCUAGAAGAGUCACGCCUAAAAUGCACAAAGUCAAUGUGAUGCUGAAAAAUUUGAUUGAAAGAGGAACUACAACGUGCUUACUGUUGUAGUCUGUAGGCAGAGUGAGUGGUGUCCCACAGAGCAUCUACCUGUCGUAUUGGGCAUGUGGCACUAUAUCUGGACUCUCAAUAAUUGGACAAACGGAGUUGAGCAGUUCGGCUUUCAAAAAGCGAGGGAGGGACCUGGUCGAGGACUGCAGUAGUAUGAAAGAGCGGGAUGUCUUAGAAGCAUUCUUCACGUGGUCAUCUUCAUCCAAAGAGAGUAUCGAAACACAGACAACAUCGUCGUCGUCGACGUCUUCGUCAACACGGCAUUAGCUACCGAGUAUGUAAGAAAUCAAAAAAGAAUAGUCUCCUCGUGAAACGUCAACGCUUGUUGUCAUUGAAAACGAAACUCACGAGUAGGAAGUAAUUAGCUCCACCCUUCGUUCAGGGGAGAAGUAGUUUGGAGGAUCAGGCAACAUGUCGGACACGGGCCAAGCGGCCGCGGCGCCGAGCCCGAACAUGGCGGUUGUGGGGUCAGCGCGCGAAGUGCCAGAGAGUGCACGCUCUGCGAGCUCUAGUCAGCCCUCAGCACGCAGCUCAGGGAGGAUGCGAAGAACAUACUCAACGCCGCGAAUCCGAUGUGAUCGCUUGCCAACACAUACUAUCAAAGCAAUACCCGGAUAUCGCGGCUACCUUCCGGGAGUGAAGUCGGAGACAAUAGGAGGUACUUGCUUCUUUACAUUUUUGCUUUAGGCUUGAGAAUACGUUACCAGUUUUCGUGGUCUCCAAAAUUUGGUUAUUAUAUAGGUGGCUUGACGACGACCGGAUCCAACUGUUCGAAAAUGCACUUCCCUCUAGACUAACUGCAGACACUUUUCCAAAGCAAAACCACAGAGAACAUUUUCUCGAAUGUGGUGUACGAGUCGCAACAUGCGACAAAGAGGUUAGGCCAUUCGCAGAGUGCGCAGUUGUAUGAUCGAGACCAGGCGAGAGCCGCGCAGGCAGGAUUGCUGUCCAUUAGGGUGCCUGAGCCGACUAGGGAACAGGUAACAGUAGGGAUUCAAUACACUAUCAUGUUGUGGGAGAAAGGACCGAUUAUCGUCAUGAGAAAUUUUUGAUUCUACUGAUGCAGGUGGGAGAAUUACUUAUAUAUGGUACUAGAGCAUCGCAUUCAUUGGAAGAUGAGGGGCUUAGUACACCAUUCAGUGACAACGGAUUGAUGUUAUGACUAAGUACACAUCAACGUAAUGUCAGUAUGCUCUACUACUUUAGUUACAGCUUAUCUUAAAGACUUUAAAUCUAAAACGUCCCACACCACCCAGAUCUUGAAGACGCUUGAUAACAAACGGGGCGACGAGGACCGAGUAGCGGGAUUUGCAGCGGCAGCUGGCGAUUAUAGGGAGUCUCGAGUGCCGGAUUCAUACGAAAGCUACUACGAAGAGCCUCCACUCGACAACACACUCAAAGCCAAGACCAAUAUAGUCGGGUAGAAAACCUUGAAAGCAAUUUGGAUCUUUUCUUCAUCGUCCUUUUAGAUUUUGUUUCUUUUGAUGUUCUGUGUAACACCAUCAAACUCUGACUACACUACCGCAAGAAAGGAAACAAAAGCCGCAUAUUCAACUAAGUAUCUUAAUCUUUUUUAAUUACAUAGAAAUUUGUACAACAUCUUUCACAACAAGAUAUGGCGGACAUGUGCCAGGAAGAGAGGCGGAGAAUGUUCACGGAAAUACAUGGACUAGGACAAAUUUAAACGCAACGUCUGCGUUUCAUAGGACGUUUAGAGGAAGAAAUAGGAACGAAAGGAGCGACCCAUGGGCAGUGACAAAGGGAAAGAGCAGGCUGUAAUUAUUUCAAUUUCAACUCAAUUGGUGACGCCCUUACUUUGUAGAGCUGUGUUGAUUUCGCACUGCUCUUUUUGAGUUGUGUCGAUUCAAAUUGAUUCACGAAAGAAUUAACCAACGCUCCUUUUAAGAAGUCCCACUAGUUCCGCCUACGAAGUUUCCUUUGCCAAAUCAUCACGACCACAGGCAUCCGCGCGGUGCGUACGAUAUGGAGCAGAAUCGAAAUCAGAAGUUUUUAUACACAAAAGAGAGAACUGCAGUCGGAAGAGUAGAGACGGACACGCAGGAGGAAGUUCCGCUUUACAACAAUAGUUACAACGACAUGCGAAGAGGCUGGAGUCUUGACCCGUUUGUCGGCAAACAGGUAGAAUACUCGACUGGCAUUAGAGUAUAAGAUAAGUAGCUGUAAGUGUAACCAAAUAGACUAUUAGGUCCCCUAAGUAGCUGCUCGUCGAUGUAUAGCAUGAUGGAUGCGGCGUGAAGAACCUCCUGUAUGAUAUUGAUCUAAAAAUGCUCUUGUUGACAUCAGCUUGUAAUUCCUACAUACAACUUACUUCCGAAGAACCUCAGCCUUAAUAACUCAUUACCCUCAAUCCAGAUCGAUGCAGCUGGCCGUCAAGAGCCGUUCACGAUGCAGGAGAGCUAUGGUUGUGUGCGGCCAUUCAAGGCGCUUAGGGCGCCUGGCUAUACGGGCUUUGUGCCAGGCAAGAUUGGCGAAAACAUCGUAGCUGAGCGGCAAACUAUGACCGACCAUAUCGCUGUGCAUCGCACCAACAAAAACAAAUCUGAGAAGCUGCAGAGGUGAGAUGCCAAUCGUCUCUGUCACCUGUCAGCGGUACUUAGGUGAUUCCACAUCCGGAUUGAUGUACUUAGAAGACACAAGAAUGAACGAUUCUUCGUUGGUUUAUAUGGUUUAUAGAUUUUCGCUUUCGCAUAGAUAACCCAUUUAUGAUUUGACGUUUCGCAUGUUUCGCAUCUGAUCAUGAUGUCAGAGAAUGAGUCCAGUGAAUUAAAUGUCAUCAACAUGAUGUUGCCAUAGGGCAUAAUCAAAAACCCUUUUAUGAUGUUUGAGAAUACCUGAAACUGAAUCUUUUCCAGAUACUGAAUCUUUUCUUUGAUUUUCUAGUCACUUAUGCAUAGGUCUGAGGCUGUCGCAGAACUAUGGACUCGCUGUCUUCGCAGAACUAAUACCAUUUACUUUUACAACUUACACAAGAAAUGCAUUCCCAUUCUUUCUACCACUUACAUAACUUAAGCUCAACAAGGGUUUUCUUGCGUUGGUAGAAAACUCACUGACUCUAUGAAAAUGAACUACGUUAGCCUAGUGCACUUAGUUGUACUCAGGCGCGAAGAUGUAUAGAAAAUGUGGACAACGGUCAGAUCUGAGCAUAGUUUGAAUGGUUUGUAGAGUGAUCAUGAGAAACCGAAAUUAAAAAUGGUCAUGAAAUACGAAGAUCAGCUCACCAACGAUCCUAAAUCUAACAGAGCACACACAGGCUUUGUGGCUUGUUCUAAUACAAGCCCCUAUUGCAAACAACAUGUUCUCCUACUUGUUCGCAGAAAAAGCAGAACAAAAGCAAUUUUAGAAUACCGCUUACAAGAAGCAAGUAGAUAGAUCACUGUUUUUGAUGAACAACAAUUCGAGUGAUCCCAUAUAAGCA
This is a messenger RNA of Amoebophrya sp. A25, 3648 nucleotides long. The record is from the annotation of a GenBank genome assembly. NCBI's taxonomy places the organism in Eukaryota, Dinophyceae, Syndiniales, Amoebophryaceae.